This is a messenger RNA of Xyrauchen texanus (razorback sucker), 3061 nucleotides long. RefSeq names its product TEF transcription factor, PAR bZIP family member a (gene tefa). The record is from RefSeq and is a predicted model, not a curated record. Gene Ontology annotation, biological process: regulation of transcription by RNA polymerase II. The coding region runs from base 337 to 1269 and encodes 310 amino acids. Gene Ontology annotation, cellular component: nucleus. NCBI's taxonomy places the organism in Eukaryota, Metazoa, Chordata, Actinopteri, Cypriniformes, Catostomidae. Gene Ontology annotation, molecular function: DNA-binding transcription factor activity, RNA polymerase II-specific; RNA polymerase II cis-regulatory region sequence-specific DNA binding. The transcript has 5 exons.
AAUUCGGCUGUAUUAAAAAUAAACCAGUAUUUGAGCUCAGAGUUGGAUGGAAGCAACACUAGGUAGAGAGCAAAUACGACAUGACAUCAUGAAUAUGCUAAUUAACGCAUUAUGUAAUCUAGCGACCUUUUGAGAAGGCUUUAGCUACUUCCCAUUGAAAGUUGUUAGCAGAGUGUGUAAACAGAAAGGUGUUGACCGGCGUGGGUGAUUUCAAUAACCAAGUUUGAACGUUUUUCUAACCUAACAUGCUGAAACCAUAUUCUUGAUUAGACUUGAUUGCCUCCAUUUUACUAAAAUUACUCUAUUCUCACGCGCUGAGCGAAAUCCUCAAUAGACAUGGCAGAAGAGCAUGUUUCCGUCACGGUGGACACGGGGAAUGGUACGCAGAUGUAUUUUCCAGUGGUUUUGAAGAAAAUCAUGGAAAUGCCCCCACCGAAUGUUCUCGAAGGCGACGACGAAAAUGACAAGGAGAAGCUCUUGGGAGAGGUUGUCGACUCUGGAGGGGUCAGUGGAAUGGGGCCAUCAGCCGCCUUAACACCUGCCAUCUGGGACAAGACCAUUCCCUAUGAUGGUGACACUUUCCACCUGGAAUACAUGGAUCUGGAAGAAUUUCUGAUGGAGAAUGGCAUUGCUGCCACAGGGGAUGAGGGUCAGCAAAAGAGUCUUUCUAAGGAAAACUCGACUGAAAAGCUAUCCACAACCCCAACAGUGAUGACCUCAGCAGCCAAGGUCUCUCUCAUCCCUGUCAUGGAACUGGAUCAGUGUGAGGAGGAUGAAAUGGUCACAAUCACAACAUCGAGCUCUGGCGCAACAGACUUCGAAUCGGAUAUGGACCGUGUGACACCAGAUCCCAUUAACCCAGAUGAUAUUGAAAUAGAGGUCAACUUCGAGCCAGAUCCCACAGACCUUGUACUCUCCAGCGUACCUGGAGGUGAACUGUUUGAUCCCCGUAAACAUCGUUUCUCUGAGGAGGAACUGAAACCACAGCCUAUGAUCAAGAAAGCCAAGAAAGUAUUUGUGCCUGAGGAGCAGAAGGAUGAGAAAUAUUGGCAGCGGAGGAAUAAGAAUAAUGUUGCAGCCAAACGUUCACGGGAUGCCAGGCGCCUUAAGGAGAACCAGAUUACUGUACGAGCAGCCUUUCUCGAGCGAGAGAACACAGCACUGAGGCUGGAAGUGGCGGAGCUGCGCAAGGACAUUGGGCGCUGCAAGAAUGUAGUGGUCCGCUACGAAGCCAAAUACGGACAACUUGAUCCAGCUGAAGACCUCUAAAAAAAUGUAUUUAUCUGCAUUGUUGAAAGGCAAUAAAUUAAUAAUGGUUUUGAGUAUGGAGGGCUGGAUAGUUGGGGUAACCGGAAGAAGAUGAUGAAUUGGAGAAGACUGGAGAUAAGUGAAUGAAUGAAUGAAUGAUUCAAUCGGAAGAAUUAGGUGAUAUUGAUAUGCCUAUACUGCAGAAUCCUGUCAACCACUCCUAUCAUUUAAGCUAGGAUUCAGUGCAACUGCAUACACAAUAUAUUUGAUUGAACUUUUAAGUGCUUUUUUUAAUAAUGCACCCAUUUUGUAAAAUGUUCUUCCCCUCUUUUUUUUUUUUUAUUUUACGGGGAGUUUUAUGGUAUAAAAGUCCUUCUCUGAAAUACUAAAUUUAUUCCAAGACGUCCUAUGGAACAUUUGGUACAAUGUACCACACAGUGGUACUUUUUAGCCCUUUUUUUUCUGCAACAGUAGUGAAAAUGUUGUCAUUAGUGCAGAUAGACCUUAUUCACGCUAGCGCUAUCUCUGAUUUUUAAUGGGAAUUACAACGAGGCUGUGAGGGAUAGAUGUGCAGACUUUUCAAUGGCCUGUACUGCAGUUUAAAGUGUUUUUGGAUCGUUCUGCGGUCAAAACAUUGAUCAAAUAUCUGUCCAAGAACAUUCAGUAUACAAAGAACUCCAGACAACCUGAGUUGUGAAAAAUCAGAUGUGAGCAUUAUACCGUUCGUGCCACUGAAAAGAUGGUAAGUCUAUCCCCUCAAGGCCUCGUUGUUCCAUUUAAAAAUCAAAGAUGCCACUAAUGUGUAUUAGGUCUAUAGGUGUGGUAACCUGUCCUAACUAUAAACAAGAAUUAUAUUUGUGUUGAAAAUUUGUCAAUCAUCAAGUGCUAGUGUUUAGUAGAAAAUGUUUUGAUAUGUGCAUUAUAUUUCUUUAAAACUUACAAAAAUAUGGACAUUUAUAGUCUUCUUUGUCUCCAAGAUCAUUAGAAGUACAACAUCAGGUAAUUUACGGUUUUCUUUUUUUAUAUUUUGCUUUCUGCUCUUGACAUAUUAUAUAAAUCAUAUACUGUUGACUACACCAUGGUAGUUUACCCUAUGCAUUGAGGUCUGUUUAUCCCUAUAAAUAACACUGUUGACAGAUCAAGGUUUCUCUGUUCAGGACUGAGCAAAACAAAUUCAGUGCUGAAAUAGUUAUUCUUUUUUCUUUAUAUGCAUUGUGUGUGUGUAUAUAUAUAUAUAUAUAUAUAUAUAUAUUUUUAUUUUUUUCAGAUAGACUUAUUUUUGAAAAUAUAGGUUAUGGCUUCACAUGGACAGUGUGAACUAGACAAUUUUUAGCUCAGUGUCACUCUGAUCCGUAAGUGUCUUUAGCUGGUUUACAUAUCAGCAACCAAACUCAAACCUCUUGUUAAGCAAUCAACCCUGGCUUGCAACUUUACUGUAUAUUUUGUCAAUUUUUCUGAAACUAGUUCUUUUGAAACAUGAACACAUCAGGGAAGGAAGAUAAAGGUUAAAUUCCUAAGUCAUAUCAAACAGCAAAUAUUGCAUUCAUUUAGUGAAGUGGAUGUUAGGACAUCAUUUAUUAUCAUAUAAUAAAGGGGGGGGGGGUGUUCAUCUAAACUUUGAUCUAAAUGCUGAAGAACAUUUCCCACAACUAGAACACAAUGUUUUUGUUUUAAAUAGGAUGUUGUAUAUAAGAUGCCAAUUGUCAUUUUAAUGUUUUGCUUGUUACUGUUCUUUUGGGAAGAAUUUUCUUUUGAAGUGCUUUAUUUAUAUAUAUAUAUUGGCCUCUUGUUUCAUGUUGUACAUAUUAUUAAA